GAGCAUCACGGCCCCUGCAUUCAAGGAAACGGGCAAACACAGCACUUUUGUCGACUUUCCGCUAUGUGCUAGUCCAGCACAGCACGCAUAAGAAGACAUAUACGACGUGGACCCCCCCUUAUGGAAGCUGCUUGUGUUUGAGAAGCUGGGGAUCUCUGCACAGUGAAGGGAGACCCCCCUCCUCCUCCUCCUCCUCCUCCUCCUCCUCCUCCUCCUCUUCCUCCUCCAAUUGUGUCCUGCGCCAAGAACUGUAAAGACAUGGUCAUCACUCUGCAUCCGUGAUGAACAGACAGCAGUGAGUGUGAGAAACUGUCAGAGGAUGCUCCUGAUCUGCGGGGCUCAGUGUUGAGGGAGGUACACAGAGCCAACUGGUGCCCACCAUGUCUCACCUACAACACUACCAGCGAGGCCUCCACGGCCGCACCAUGAGCUCUGAGGACAGGAGCUCUCCGCCGGUAAACAAGACCUCCACGCCAGUUCACAAGAGCGUCUCCUCCUCUUCCUCUUCCCAGCGCGAGAGUCGGCAGGAGGCAGAUAGCUGGGAAAUCAUUGAGGGGCUGAAAAUCGGCCAGAGCAACGUGCAGAGGCCUGAUAAACACGAGGGUUUCAUGUUGAAGAAGCGGAAAUGGCCCCUUAAAGGCUGGCACAAGCGUUUUUUUGUCCUGGACAAUGGUAUCCUGAAGUACUCCAAGUCCCCCAUUGAUAUCCAAAAAGGCAAACUUCAUGGCAGCAUCGACGUUGGCCUCUCAGUCAUGUCCAUCAAGAAGAGAGCCCGUCGCAUCGACCUGGACACCGAGGAGCAUAUCUAUCACCUGAAGGUCAAAUCUCAAGACAUCUUCGAUGCCUGGGUUUCCAAAUUGCGUCAUCACCGGCUUUACAGACAGAACGAGAUUGUGCGAUCUCCCCGGGAGGCCACCAUGCGAACGUUUCCUCCUCCCCCAGCUGCCAUGGAGUCCCCAAAACCUGCCUCGAGUGUGGCACAUGAAGUCAAGCAGGCCAAGCCAAGCAGUUUGCCGUGGCAGCCGGUGGCCCCCAGUAGCAACAGCAGCCUGCCUGCCUCCUACAGUAACGGCCAGAGCAAGGUGGUUGCUUGGCUGCAGGAAUCGGAGGAGAUGGAUAAGUGCUCAGAGGAGCUUGCAAGAUGUCAGUCCAAUCUGACUGAGCUGAGCCGGCUAUUGCAGAGUUUGGAGAUUCUACAAAGGACCCAGUCAGCGCCCAACUUCACAGAUAUGCAGACCAAUUGUGUAGAAUUGUCAAAGAAAGAGAAGCGCUUGAACAGAAGAUGGAGAACAAAAAGUGUCGGCAAAGAUGCAAAAUUCCAGCUUCAGGUCCCUUUGUCUGCCAGCAUGUCCCCUGUCCGUCUCCACUCAUCCAACCCCAACCUGUGUGCCGAGCUGGUGGACUUUCAACCUCCUGUCUCCCGGCUGACAGACAGUGUCGAGUGUGCCAGUGACUACAUUAAACUUCAGGAGGAAUUCUGCACAAUCGCCCAGAAAGUCCACUCUCUGCUGAAGUCGGCCUUCAACACGGUAGCCAUAGAGAAAGAAAAGAUCAAACAGAUUCUGUCGGACCAGGAGCAGUCAGACCAAUCAGCCCAGAUCAACUCCCUCAGGAAGUCUCUGUCACAGGCCCUGUCCCAAAAUGCAGAACUUCGAACCCGACUCAGCCGCAUCCACUCUGAAUCUGUCCUGACUGAACAAGUUGUCAGUGUGAACAUCAUCUCCACACCUGAUGAGGCUGGAGAACAGAUGGGGAUCCCUCUGACUCAGCAGGCCUCUAAUGAGAGCCGACUCUCCAUGUCGGAGUCUGUCUCUGAGUUCUUUGAUGCCCAGGAAGUGCUUCUGUCAGCCAGCUCGUCGGAGAACGAGGGCUCAGACGAUGAGUCAUAUGUCAGCGAUGUGAGCGAUAACAUUUCAGAGGACAACGCCAGUGUGACUGAUAACGUCUCCAGACAAAUGGCCAACGGAGACUUUGCUGGCAGUGCCUUCCGUAACGGCCGGCGCAGCUGCCUGCCAGCGCCGUGUCCCGACACCAGCAACAUCAACCUCUGGAACAUCUUGAGAAACAACAUCGGCAAGGACUUGUCCAAAGUGUCCAUGCCUGUGGAGCUCAACGAGCCCCUCAACACGUUGCAGCGUAUGUGUGAAGAGCUGGAGUACAGCGAGCUGCUGGACAAAGCUGCUGAGACGGAGGAUCCCUUUGAACGCAUGGUUCUCGUCGCCGCUUUUGCCGUCUCAGGCUACUCAUCCACUUACUACAGAGCAGGAAGUAAGCCAUUCAACCCGCUACUCGGAGAGAGCUAUGAAUGUAUUCGAGAAGACAAGGGCUUCUGUUUUUUCUCCGAACAGGUGAGCCACCAUCCUCCCAUCUCUGCCUGCCACUGUGAGUCCAAGAACUUCACCUUCUGGCAAGAUGUGAGAUGGAAAAACAAGUUCUGGGGAAAAUCAAUGGAGAUAUUACCAAUCGGAACUGCGAAUCUCAUGAUUCCCAGGUUUGGAGAUCAAUAUGAAUGGAACAAAGUCACCACUUGUGUGCACAACAUCCUCAGUGGACGGCGGUGGAUCGAACACUACGGGGAGAUCACCAUCAGAAACACAAAGAGCAGCGCUUGCCUCUGCAAACUUACCUUUGUCAAGGGAAACUAUUGGAGUUCUAAUGUGAAUGAGGUUCAAGGAUUUGUGAUGGAUCAAGAAGGGAAGGUGGUCCACAGGCUUUUUGGAAAGUGGCAUGAGGGCCUUUACUGUGGAGUCCCACCCUCUGCCAAAUGCAUCUGGAGGCCAGGCUCCAUGCCGACAGAUUAUGAGCUUUACUACGGCUUCACCAGGUUUGCCAUUGAAUUGAAUGAGCUUUGCCCCGAGUUGAAAGAUGUUCUUCCCCGAACAGACGCCCGAUUCAGGCCUGAUCAAAGGCAUCUGGAGGAGGGAAACUUGGAGAUGGCAUCCUCCGAUAAGCAGCGCAUUGAGGACCUGCAGAGAGUCCGGAGAAAGUGUAACGAUGAGAACAACAUCAAACUGGAACCGCGCUUCUUCAAGAAAGUGUUUGAUGCCAAUCACAGGGAGAGAUGGGUCUCCAACAACACGUACUGGGAGCUUCGCAAAAACCCCGGCUUCAUCAAUAUGGAAACUACAAUGAACCUGUGGUAGCACACGGAUUGCCAUGUCCAUCGUACCUUCAUCGGAGACAUGACGGCUGCUGCCUACGCACAAUAAGGUGUUAAGAGAAACAUGUAGUGAUGAAACAUCCGUGUGCAGGGAUAAGAGCGACUACAGAGCUGAAGGACGGCCCGAUGCCCACCAACCCUGUCGAGGUUCUGUGGCACUGCCACAUGGUCAUCCAUCCAUGGAAACAUCCUAUAGGAUCACCUUCAUUGUGUUUGUGGAAGCUGGGUUGUCAGGGCAACAAUCGUACCACUCCUAUGUAGAUCUCUCCUAAGCUCCUUUGACUUCUGAGUAUGUCCUUGCCUUAAAAAGACACCCAUACAAGUCACAUGAUUUAACGCUUUUUUCGUUAAAGCCAUUUGAUUUCUGACAGCAGUUUGGGUUAGACUAGUCUAUGAAGUAGACCUUUUGAUUACCUACAAUACCUAUGUGCAUGUUUAGAGAGCAGCCUUCACUGGCAUAAAGCCUCAUUUACUAUAUCAUCAAUCAUUGUAGAAAAAAGGUAUUUUUAUAAAAUAUCUUGGACUCAGAAUUUCGUGAAAUAGCAUUAUGUGAAUUGGCAGAUUUUAUUCAUUUUUGCCUUUUAAAACGGUUGAAUCUGUGUGAUAGCAGUACACUCUCUUGGGAAACAACCAAUUUGAAAUUAAUCUCAACUGUAGCAGAGUCGGUAUGGCAACCAUAGAUGUAAUUUUUAAUUAAUAUUUUCAAAUAGCGGCACUCAAAGCUGAUCAUGGUGAGGAAGGAGAAUUAAAAUGUAAAUCCUAUUCCGGUGUUUUGGCAACGUGAUGCAGGAGACACCUACAACCUUUACACAUGGUUUCUUUUUGAAACAGUCAACACAGAUCUGUUAUGCAGUCUAGUUUCGCCUCACAGUGAAGAUUCUUUGUAAAUAGAGGAUUAGCCUCACCGGCCCUCCCCUGCCCCACUGUCUAAUUUUAAACAUCGUUACAUGAAACCACCUCCUCUGAAUCACAUGGUUACAUAAAUACACACAUAACUCCCGCCAUAUAUAGUAGGCACACCAUAUAUAUAAUGGACUCUCCAUGAUAAAACACCAAAGGUCUAAGAGAAGAUGAUGUAGGAGGUUGUACAGAUUGUAAAGCACUCAGAGACACUUGUGAUUUUGGGCUUUAUAUAUAGACUUGACAGUGAAACAUGAGGAAAACAGUCACAUAUCUCCAGGAUGAGGCUAAACACUCAUCUACCUCCAGCUACACAAGUUGGGCAAUUGUUUUUAAAUGAUAAAAUAGUAUUUAAUCAACAAAUUAUUCAUUUUUAUUCCAUUUUUUUUUUACCAAAGUAUUUAAUUAAAUGUACAUUCUUGUUUUGACUAACUACCAAAAAUUUGAAAUGAGAUGAACCAAAACAAAGAAAAGGAAAAAACUUAUAUCAGCAACUGUUUGGUAUUUUUCUUGAUUAAUUACCUACUUUAAUAAUUAAUCAUCAAAACAGGAAUACAUUUUCUUUCGAUUAAUUAAUUAAUGCGUUAAUUAUGUCAGCACUCCAAAAACUAAUUCAGCCAAAAGUAUAGAGUUAUUCAAAUAUAAAAACACCAGAGCCACCUGGAGGUCGCACCAUGAAAAUGCAGCAUCAGUAUACUCUAGCUCAAAAAUAUGAAUAUUUCCUUAAACGUUUUAGAUGUUUAAAGCCAAACAACUUUAUACAAUUUUACAGUUCAAGAACCAAAAUGUGUGAUUCCCCAGAGACUUUACUGCUACAAUCUGGGCUUCUGCUCAGCACCAGUUACCUAUUUGCAGUUUGUGUAUUUAUUGCAAAGCAGAUUAGCUUAAAUGUUUUAAAUAUUGUCCCCCUUUUUGUGUUACAGAGAUAGAAAAUAUAAUUGAAAACAACCCCCCGAACACAUUCAAGUAGUCACACAUUGUCAACACCUUGUGUUUGAGCAUAUUUAAGUUGAUUUCCCGCAGGGUGAGGACACUGAAGGAAGAAAAAGAGGGAAUAUAAAUAUUAAGAAUGAAAACUAUGUGGAGCAAAUCCAUCAUGUGUGCACUGUUAAUAUGGUACUGUAGAUUACAAACCAAAAAGUAGAACUGCUUUGCAUCCAUAUCCUUUUUUUUUUUAUGUACUUAAUGUGCUUUUAAUUUGAUCCCCGAACACAAACUCAAUGCUAAAACUUGUCAACGUCAGUUUCACUUGCUGUGCCUUAACGCAUUUAUUAAUGCCUCACAAACACACUACUGAUAAGAAACCCCAUGCAAAGAAGGUAUGCCAUUAACAAACUCCAGACAUUAUCUCCACCUGCCUACAGAUGAUAAAUUGUACAGAUAGCGUUGAGGGUUUAGCUGUAGACAAAAUGUCUCUUCUAAAGUUUUAAAGGGAGAGGAGACUGUAAAAUGCUUGCAGAUAGUCUGCACUGCUCUGCUACUCCAACAUCUAACCAAUACAUUUUGGUUAUCACUGUAAAUACAGCACAUUUAGAAGAUGGGUCACUACUAAAAAAGCUGAUUCCUUUUUCCCUUUUACAUCAGUGAUUCUUUUUAAAACAAGACCGAAUCACAGCGGUUGUGUGAAGAGGUAACAGCAAAGCUUUGUGUAGUGUUUGUCAUUGAGUCUGACUGAAAUGAAAAAAUAAAAUCAUGGAAACCUCUCCAUGCUUUCUUCAUCCACUGUUGCACCUGCAUGUCUAGAAAACUUAGCCUGCCAAUGAACAUUGCAGAUGCCUUACCAAAAAAAGGGUUUUAUCUUUCAAUUGGGCUCAUGUUUUUGUUUUUGCUUUGGACUGACAUGAAUCCACUGUGUCAGCUCAUUUUCUUUCAAAUCUAUUUCCUGAUGGGUACCUUCUAAAGUGCAAUUUUAACAAAGUACAUAUCUUUCCAUGAACACUGUACACUGCUGCUACAUAGUGCUUGUUCUAAUAAAACUGUAAA
Messenger RNA from Anoplopoma fimbria (sablefish), 6043 nucleotides. RefSeq names its product oxysterol binding protein-like 6 (gene osbpl6). The record is from RefSeq and is a predicted model, not a curated record. The coding region runs from base 381 to 3143 and encodes 920 amino acids. Gene Ontology annotation, molecular function: cholesterol binding. The transcript is spliced from 23 exons. Lineage: Eukaryota; Metazoa; Chordata; Actinopteri; Perciformes; Anoplopomatidae. Gene Ontology annotation, cellular component: intracellular membrane-bounded organelle; perinuclear endoplasmic reticulum; cytosol.